AUGGGAUUCUCGGUCAAUCCGGACAAAUAUAAGGGUCUUGUCAAGGGUUUGAAAACUAUUGUUGCCGAAGAGGGCAGUCGUGCUGUUUGGAAAGGCUGGUUACCAACUUUUUUCGGUUAUUCAGCUCAAGGUGCUUUCAAAUAUGGUCUCUAUGAAAUAUUCAAAGAUCAAUAUGCAAACAUGGUCGGUAAGGACAAUUAUGACAAAUACAAGGGUCUCAUUUGGUGUGCAGCUUCUGCCUCGGCUGAAUUCUUUGCCGAUAUCGCUUUAUGUCCACUGGAGAUGGUCAAGGUCAAAGUACAAACAUCACCCCACGGAACAUUUCCGGUUGCAUUUGGUCCGGCAUGGUCAGAAAUGAAUGCCAAACGAGUCGAUACCGGUUUUCCGUACCGAUCACUCGUACCAUUGUGGUCACGACAAAUCCCAUAUACUGUGGCCAAAUUCUACUUCUUCGAGAAGGUCGUACAAUUGUUCUAUACGUAUGUGUUUACCCAGCCGAAGGACACCUAUUCAAAAACUACUCAACUCGGCGUUACAUUUGCUUCGGGUUACAGUGCCGGUGUGAUCUGUGCCAUUGUCUCACACCCGGCCGAUUCGGUAGUUUCUCUUCUUGGCAAACCUGCCAAUAAAGGCAAGAGCCUAGGACAAAUUAUCAGAGCUGAUCAACCACGAGCUCAAUGGUAUUGGAAAUCAGAUUCUGAUCCAUGGUCAACAAAUGGAAAUGAAGAAUGGAUAAAAUAUUCUGAUAUCGAAUCAGCGAUUAUCGAAGAAGCAUUUAAUCAAAAGAAUAAAACAAAACUAGCUGAACUGGAUAAUUAUUUGAUUAACUUAAACGAUUCCGUUCAAAUCAGUAAAUCGGAUCCAAAUAAACAACGGCAAAUAAAACGGGUUCUAACUAGUACAAAUGAAAGCCAAGACGCUGGAGCGGCUUUACCUCAACUAGCAAAAAUAUCCAAAAAGCCCAAAACUUCGGCAAUACCCUAUUCAUCAUCGACGCGACCAAAAAUGGCGGCUUAG
This is a messenger RNA of Didymodactylos carnosus, 1017 nucleotides long. NCBI's taxonomy places the organism in Eukaryota, Metazoa, Rotifera, Eurotatoria, Philodinida, Philodinidae. The record is from the annotation of a GenBank genome assembly.